Aphanomyces astaci is the source of this 405-nucleotide messenger RNA. RefSeq lists its product as hypothetical. The coding region runs from base 1 to 405 and encodes 134 amino acids. The transcript is spliced from 3 exons. Lineage: Eukaryota; Oomycota; Saprolegniomycetes; Saprolegniales; Verrucalvaceae. The record is from RefSeq and is a predicted model, not a curated record.
AUGGUUGUGGAGCUGUCCAAAGUGAAGUUCCCGUCGCAGACGGAUUCGUUCCGAGUCCGCCUGGCGAAGACGGACGACGAGUGUCGUGUAGUGUUUGGGUCGUGCAAUGUCAAGAAUACUCUGAAUCAUGCGCCAACUACCGCCAAGUCCAAGUUGCCUUCAAAGGUGGUGAUCGCGACACUGCAGGUGAAGAUGAAGCUGGCGAUGACGGCGUUUGCUAAACUGUCGGUCGAGUACGAGUUUGAGUUGACUCCCCUCGAUGUGGCCACCACGGAUAUAUUGGCAGCCAAGAUUCGCGACUUGCAGGAGAACGUGAAAGCGUUGAAAGAUGUAUGUCAUACGACUGAACUCGCCCAGCUGCGCGAGGAAGUGGACGACGUCCGCCGAAACUUGGGUUAUUACUAG